GCUUCCAUCUCUAUCACAAGUUGCCCUCAAUAGUACCUGAAAGCUGUCUCCUCAUUCUGGUUGGAUUGCUUCUUGGUGGGAUUAUUUUUGGAGCAGAGGAAAAGUCCCCACCUGUAAUGAACAGCGAUGUUUUUUUCUUGUAUCUUUUACCACCCAUUGUACUCGACGCUGGAUAUUUUAUGCCAACUCGUCUUUUCUUUGAGAACUUUGGUACCAUAUUCUGGUAUGCCGUGGUGGGCACGCUGUGGAACGCCAUCGGCAUUGGAAUUUCACUUUAUGGAAUUUGCCAGAUCAGUGCAUUUGGUUUGACUGAUAUCACGUUGCUGCAGAAUUUGCUCUUUGGCAGCCUCAUUUCAGCUGUGGAUCCCGUGGCGGUGUUAGCUGUUUUUGAAAAUAUUCAUGUCAAUGAGCAGCUUUACAUCCUGGUGUUUGGCGAGUCUUUGCUGAAUGAUGCUAUAACUGUGGUCCUGUACAAUUUGUUCAAGUCUUUCUGCCAGAUGCGCACAAUUAAGGUUAUUGACAUAUUCGCUGGGAUUGCUAACUUCUUUAUAGUGGGGAUCGGUGGAGUAUUGAUUGGAAUCCUUUUGGGAUUUGUAGCAGCCUUUACCACCCGUUUCACCCAUAAAAUCCGAGUGAUUGAGCCACUCUUUGUCUUCCUGUACAGUUACUUGUCAUACAUAACAGCUGAAAUGUUUCAUCUCUCGGGCAUCAUGGCGAUUACAGCUUGUGCCAUGACCAUGAAUAAAUAUGUGGAGGAAAAUGUUUCUCAAAAGUCCUAUACAACAAUAAAGUAUUUCAUGAAGAUGCUGAGCAGUGUCAGUGAGACCUUAAUCUUCAUCUUCAUGGGAGUGUCUACAGUUGGGAAGAACCAUGAGUGGAACUGGGCCUUCGUUAGCUUCACCCUCCUUUUCUGUUUAAUCUGGAGGGCACUGGGUGUUUUUGUUCUGACUCAGAUCAUUAAUGUGUUCCGGACAAUUCCUCUCACUUUUAAGGACCAAUUUAUUAUCGCCUAUGGAGGCCUUCGAGGAGCUAUUUGCUUUUCACUUGUAUUUCUGCUUCCUCCUGCUGUGUUUCCCAGGAAAAAGUUGUUCAUCACUGCUGUUAUUGUGGUGAUAUUCUUUACUGUUUUCAUUCAGGGAAUAACAAUUCGCCCACUCGUGGAGUUUCUUGAUGUCAAAAGGUCAAAUAAAAAGCAACCUGCUGUCAGUGAAGAAAUUUAUAACAGGUUCUUUGACCACGUGAAGACUGGAAUUGAAGAUGUGUGUGGACACUGGGGUCACAACUUUUGGAGAGAUAAGUUUAAAAAGUUUGACAAUAAAUACCUGCGAAGACUUCUAAUCCGGGAGAACCAGCCCAAAUCCAGCAUUGUUUCUUUAUACAAGAAGCUGGAAAUCAAACAUGCCAUUGAGAUGGCAGAGAGCGGAAUGAUAAGCAAGGUCCCAUCGUCGGUGUCUCUCAGUGAAUAUCAUGAGGGAAAGAUAAAGCCGCUUUCUCCCACUGAAAUGGAAAACAUGCGGGAAAUAUUGACGAAGAACCUCUACCAAAUACGACAUCGAACAAUGUCAUAUAACCGACAUAGCCUGGCUGCAGAUGCAAAUGAAAAGCAGGCCAAAGAAAUUCUGAUCCGUCGCCGGCACAGCCUUAGGGAGAGCCUGAGGAAAACGAACAGCCUGUCCAGAGAAAGACCGGCUGCUGCAAAUACAAAAAGAUUCCUUUCACUUCCUAAAAACACUAAACUCCCAGAGAAACUACGAGUGAGAAAUAACACAUCUUCCAGAGUGGGUGACAGCAGUGACUCUGAGAUGGAUGCCACUACCACAGUGCUCAAUCUGAGACCCAGAGCAGGGAAAAUCUUGAGAGACCAGAGACUGAGACAGCAGAGGCCACCACCUGAGUUUAGGGUGGAGUGGAAGAAUGAAGUUGACGGGAGCCAGGAUGCACGAAGAGAACAGCCGGAGCCAAGCACCUUGCCUCAGCCCUCCAUUGGGUUCAGGCAGCCACUGCUGACGAGACCAAGAUUUGGCACUUUGAGCAGGGAAGAUUUGACUGCAGACCAUGGGUCAGCAAGACCUGUGCCACCACCACGGUUAGUUAGGCAGGCAUCGCAGGGGGAAAGGCAGAGAAAUAAGCCUGAGAACCAGACGUACUGAACAUACCAAAAAGAGAACUAUUGGUAAUAAACCAUGGAUGUAUUGAAUCCAGAUUCUAAACUAUCUUAUCAGCAUAUGGGAUCCAUUAAAAAACAAAACAAAACAAAACAAGCCUCAAUGUGGAUCUAACCACUUCCAUUUGGGUGAAGUAAUUAACUAAGUGAAAGGAAUACUGGAACAAUUGCAGAGCUGAAGACAUAAAAAAA
Molecule: messenger RNA, 2356 nt
Organism: Antrostomus carolinensis (chuck-will's-widow)
Lineage: Eukaryota; Metazoa; Chordata; Aves; Caprimulgiformes; Caprimulgidae
Gene: SLC9A2
Product: solute carrier family 9 member A2
Exons: 11
Biological process (GO): potassium ion transmembrane transport; proton transmembrane transport; sodium ion import across plasma membrane
Cellular component (GO): plasma membrane
Molecular function (GO): potassium:proton antiporter activity; sodium:proton antiporter activity
Source: RefSeq, a predicted model, not a curated record